This is a messenger RNA of Mus caroli (Ryukyu mouse), 4414 nucleotides long. It is a transcript of the gene Tmc7, whose product is annotated as transmembrane channel like 7. Gene Ontology annotation, molecular function: mechanosensitive monoatomic ion channel activity. NCBI's taxonomy places the organism in Eukaryota, Metazoa, Chordata, Mammalia, Rodentia, Muridae. The record is from RefSeq and is a predicted model, not a curated record. Gene Ontology annotation, cellular component: plasma membrane.
CUCUGUGACGUCAUCUGGAACCCGACGAGGCGGGGCCGCGGGUCCAGGCGGCUGGAGGGUCCUCGCCGAGCCGUGAUGAGCGAGGGUAGCGCGGGCGACCCGGGCCACGGGUCCAGCCGGCAGCGGGCCGUACACCCAGAGAACCUGUCUCUGGGUUCUAGCUGUUUCUCUCCACCUGUGAACUUCCUUCAAGAGCUGCCAAGCUAUCGGUCAGUGGCACGUAGGAGGACAAACAUCCUCUCUCGGGACAAGCAAAGUAGCACCCUGCUGAAGCCGACAGACUCUUUCAGUUCCCAGCUGGAUGGAGGAAUCACAGAAAACCUCAACAGCCAAUCCAUCCGCAAGUAUGCACUGAACAUCUCUGAGAAGCGGAGACUAAGGGACAUUCAGGAAACCCAAAUGAAGUAUUUAUCAGAGUGGGACCAGUGGAAACGGUACAGCAGCAAGUCCUGGAAGAGGUUCCUAGAGAAAGCUCGAGAGAUGACAACCCACCUGGAACUGUGGCGCAAAGACAUCCGCAGCAUUGAAGGAAAGUUUGGCACGGGGAUCCAGUCCUACUUCUCGUUCCUGCGGUUCCUGGUGGUGCUGAACCUGGUGAUAUUCCUGAUCAUCUUCAUGUUGGUUUUGCUUCCAAUCAUACUCACCAAGUACAAGAUUACCAACAGCACUUUCGUGCUCAUCCCGUUCAAAGACAUGGAUAUUCAGUGCACACUGUAUCCAAUAAGUAGCUCUGGGCUCAUUUACUUCUACAGUUACAUCAUAGACCUGCUGUCUGGAACGGGAUUCUUGGAGGAGACCAGCCUUUUUUAUGGGCACUACACCAUUGAUGGUGUAAAGUUCCAGAGCUUCACGUAUGACCUACCCCUGGCUUACUUGAUAAGCACGAUUGCCUACCUGGCCCUGAGCCUCCUUUGGAUCGUGAAAAGGUCGGUGGAAGGGUUCAAGAUCAACCUGAUUCGGAGCGAGGAGCACUUUCAGAGUUACUGUAAUAAGAUCUUUGCUGGCUGGGACUUCUGCAUCACCAACCGCAGCAUGGCUGAGCUGAAGCACAGCAGCUUGCGGUAUGAGCUCCGAGCAGAUCUGGAAGAAGAGAGAAUACGACAGAAAAUAGCAGAAAGGACCUCAGAGGAGACCAUCCGCAUUUACUCUUUGAGGCUGUUUUUGAACUGCAUUGUGCUUGCUGUGCUAGCGGCAUGCUUUUAUGCAAUCUACCUAGCAACUGCCUUCUCACAGGAACACAUGAAAAAAGAAAUUGACAAGAUGGUUUUUGGGGAGAACCUGUUGAUAUUGUACCUCCCGUCCAUUGUGAUUACCCUGGCCAAUUUCAUUACCCCAAUCAUCUUUGCCAAGAUCAUCCACUACGAGGAUUACUCACCAGGCUUUGAGAUCCGCCUGACGAUUCUUAGGUGUGUCUUUAUGCGGCUGGCCACCAUCUGUGUGCUGGUGUUCACGCUAGGCUCCAAGAUCACAUCCUGUGGUGACAGCACGUGUGAACUCUGCGGCUAUAACCAGAAACUCUACCCGUGCUGGGAGACUCAGGUGGGACAGGAAAUGUACAAGCUGAUGAUCUUCGACUUCAUCAUCAUCCUGGCUGUGACACUGUUUGUGGAUUUCCCUAGGAAGCUCCUGGUGACCUACUGUGCCUCCUCAAAGCUGAUCCAGUGCUGGGGCCAGCAGGAAUUCGCCAUCCCCGACAAUGUCCUGGGCAUCGUGUACGGGCAGACCAUCUGCUGGAUUGGAGCCUUCUUCUCCCCACUCCUCCCUGCCAUUGCCACCUUGAAAUUCGUUAUCAUCUUUUAUGUGAAAGAGUUGAGUCUUCUCUACACCUGCAGACCCUCCCCACGGCAGUUCAGAGCAUCCAACUCUAACUUCUUCUUCCUGCUGGUGUUGCUGAUUGGGCUGUGCCUAGCGAUCAUACCUCUGACCAUCAGCAUGGCUCGCAUCCCUUCCUCAAAAGCCUGCGGCCCAUUCACCAACUUCAACACCACCUGGGAGGUGAUCCCCCAGACUGUGAGCACCUUCCCCAGCUCGCUGCAGACCCUGAUCCAUGCCGUUACAUCAGAAGCCUUUGCAGUGCCUUUCUUCAUGAUCAUCUGCCUCGUCAUGUUCUACUUCAUUGCGCUGGCUGGAGCACACAAGCAGGUGGUUGUACAGCUUCGAGAACAGCUGUCCCUGGAGAGUCGUGACAAGCGUUAUCUUAUCCAGAAACUAACGGAAGCUCAAAGGGAGGUCCGGAGCCAGCCGGCUUCAGCAUGAAGAUGCUGCCCGAAACUUCUGAACACAUAGCUCUGAUGACCCUACAGAGUCCACCUGGGGUUUGAGUGGAAAUGACUUUUGGUGGCUUAGCCAAGCAGGCUGACCCCCAGCCUGAUCCCCAGGGAGUGGUGACUCCCUGUGGACUCCACCAAAACACUAACUUCUCAAGCUGCUCAGCCUCUCACGAUCAGAGAGGGGAGACUUUUAUUUAUUUUUUUUGUUUAGACUUUUGUAUAUUUUUAAAAAAGGGUUGUGUGUGUGUUGUUUUUUUUAGAGUAAAACUGAGAUUUCUCCGAAAGCCUUCCCAGGCCGAGUGAAUACCCUCCCAGAUGCCACUGGUGACUUCAAAUUAAACCUGACUUCCUUUUUCAGAUGAGCAGGAAUCUUCAGGUGCUAAGGCUUAGAACAGCUGAUAGGAAUGUGGAGAGGCCGUCCUGGCAGAAAGGCAGAAAGGCAAUCCAUCCCUGCUGUGCACCCCAUCACACUUGAAUUCCCACCCAUGCCAGUCAGUAUCACCCUCUUGAGGAGGGGACUAGGCCAGGUGGCAAUUUCAGCUUUUUAGAACUUUUCUCCAGCCUUGUUCACUCCUCCAGGGAAAGUGACCUUAGCCAACCGGUUAGCCAUUAGCCUUUAGUCUCCACCUGGCCCCAAUUUCUAAGAUUUGGUGACAGAAUUGAAGAGGGGUUUAACUUUGCAAGGUGCACAGGCAGUUCCUCUGUUUUCCAAGUGUUAUUCCUCUUCCGUGCAUGGAGCUCUUCAUUCCUGAAGGACGCAGAGCAUUUCAGAGCUAGCCUGUUCCUAAGAACGCCCCAUAAUACAAACAGAGGUUGGGUUCUGAUUUCUUAAGUACACAUUUCAAAGGGCUAGAUUUUGUUUGCCUGAGUUUAAAACUUUGCGUGUGUGUUCCUUUGUUUUUAUAAAACAUUACAAAGACAGAGUCUCUCUUGAGAUCUCCAGCAUAGUAAAAGCUGUAUUUAAUUAAAUACCUCAUCAUAAGCCUCCCUUAUGGGGCGUCCCUUUUAGUGGUGUCUAAUUUGAUCUGCUUUCACUUUAAGGUCUUUGUCAGUGUACUGCAGUCCUGUGAUGGACAGUGGAGUCUUUACUGAUUUCCACUGGCUCCUAACCUUUAAAUUUCAAUUAAUGUUUUAGAAAGCUGCCAAGAUGGACUUCCCUGCUCUGAUCACUGCCUUGUUCCUCAAAAAUGAUUGGCUUCUCCUCUGGAAGCAAAGCUAACUCGCUGUAGCUUCCAUGUCUGUAUGUGUAUAAAGGGUGCUUUGUCAGAUGUGUGUGUGUGUGUGUGUCCAUCUCUUACAUGUGUGAAUUCGUAUAAAGGGCCCUUGGUGAGGUGUGUGUGUGUGUGUGUGCGCGCAUAUGUACAUCUGGAGGCGGAACUCAUAUCCUCAAGCUCUACACAAUCAUUUCCUUCAUCUUCCAUGAGGCUGUUAACCUGGGAUAUUUUUGUUUCUGUGGGAACGUGUGCUUCGUAACAUUUUCUUGUAUUUUAAGAUCUAUGAGUUUUUAAGCCUAACAACAGGAGUUUUGAGUAAACCAAAGUUCACUCCAUUCUCAUUUUACAAAUCCUGGUUGUUGGCAUUUUUGCCUAGUGCCUUCAUGGAACAUUCUUGUCCUCACUGUGGCCCUGAGGAUAAUCUGCUGUCCUACGUUUGUAGGAAUGGUAGAUAAAAUAAACAACAUAUUUUCUUUAUUAUAAAACAGAUAACAAAAUAUGCCAAUAAGUAUGUUGGUUUUAGUGCUGCUAAUGUGUGCACCUCCUACUUGAAUAUUCUAAUAACUUGGAAUAACCAGGCAAUCAAUGUCUGUAUAGCUUUAAAGUGCAGCUCUCUAACGGGUGUGUGUUAAACUCCUGAUUCAGUGUCUUGAAAGUUUUAGAGUAUGGUUGUCCUCGAACCCACAGAUGCUCCUCAUCACUGGUCAAGUGAUGAAGAGAACUGCAAUACUCGGUAAAGUUGCUCUUUGUCACUGCAGUUAGAGGAAGUAGCAUUUUGACAUCGAUGGGUGUGUUAGAUGAGUCUUGUCUCCUCUUGGCUAUUAAGAAGCCAAAGAAAAGCAGGUUUGUGUGUUUUGAACGUCAAAGACAAAGAUAUCUUAAGCAUUUUAUAUCUUGCUACCAUUGAAAGCCACUGUAUUUAUUUUAUUA